This is a messenger RNA of Hydractinia symbiolongicarpus, 1171 nucleotides long. RefSeq lists its product as uncharacterized. NCBI's taxonomy places the organism in Eukaryota, Metazoa, Cnidaria, Hydrozoa, Anthoathecata, Hydractiniidae. Gene Ontology annotation, biological process: G protein-coupled receptor signaling pathway. The record is from RefSeq and is a predicted model, not a curated record. The transcript has a single exon. Gene Ontology annotation, molecular function: G protein-coupled receptor activity. Bases 129 to 1073 code for a protein of 314 amino acids.
GUCGAAAAGUUGUAAAUAAAAUGUUUCAACCUUGUUAUUCCAAACUGUAAAUCCUAUCUUUGUUUAGUGCAAGUAAGUCUUGUUAUUAUACAGCUCAUAGAAAGUACAAAAGUAACAGUAGAACAAAUAUGAAUGUGACUUUGGGUGAACCUGACUACGCUCACACAGAACUGAAUAUCAUACUUAUCCCAAUUAUAAUAAUAUCUCUCUUUUGUAACUUACUUGGCAUUUACUUACUAAAACAACAAAAACCGCAACAUCGUACCAAUCAAAGGUUGAUCAUGAUUUCCAUGAGUUUAGGUGGAGCAAUUAGCGCAUGUGUUGAUAUUGUUUCUACACUUGGGUAUAUUUUCGGAUUAAGUGAAGACGCUUUGAGUGUUUGUUUAUACCUUUCUACAGGGAUGGCUGUUACAUAUUAUAGUAUUUUGUUGAUACUAACAUGGGAUAGACUGUUGGCAUGUGUGUUUCUUCUAAGGUAUCGUAGUUUUGUUACAACAAUUAAAGUAUCUGUCGCUUUGCUGAUUCUUGGUGGAAUUGCAGCUAUUCAAUUUUUCUUUAUUGGUACGGUUAUAUUUUACAGCAGGUGGAACAAGUACGUUUACUUGUUUAUAGAUGGAAUCGUUCUUCUAACGGUUUUCACGACGUACAUAUAUAUUGUAUGCAUUACUACGACGAAACGCCGACCUGCGAAUUCCAAUCCUAGAAGGAAUCUUGAAAAGAACAUAGUUGUUACAUCUAUAAUAGUUUUUACUUUUCUUCUACUUGUGGCGGUUCCUGAUGCACUCUACGUUUACCGGUUUUCCAUUUUUAAAAUUGAAGGCAAAAUGGUAGAAGGAAUCGUACCCAUUUGUUGGCAAAUUAAUUACAUCAUUGAUCCCUUUGUGUAUAUUUUUCUGCAGAAGGACAUUCGAGAAACAUUUCGAUGCAAAAUCAUAAUAUUACGUCGUAAAACUUCUUGCUUGCAAACACAUUCAUCUAAACGCCGUCAACAUGGUAACCAAUGCUUUGCACCUAGCAUCAUCGAAGAAGCAAAGGUUCAUCAUAAUAUCACUUUGUACGACACUAAUAUUUAAAUUUAGUUUUACGCAUUUCGAUUAUUGAUCAACAAUUAAUUUUUGUUUAUAUUCAUGUCUUAAAAGGGUACGAAUAACGAGCAAAAAAACAAACAAAA